UCUCCCCGAGCUCAACCCCUCGCCCCUCCCUCAUCUACUCGCGCUGAUCUGCUGCUGCUGCUGCUUCACUUGUAUUGGGACUGGGCGCUGCUGCUUCUCCGACUCCUCUCGGAUUUACCUCAGCUAUUUAUUCCCUCCAUUGGACCCGGACAAACAGCCUGGACUUUUGCACGUGGAUUUAGUUCUGUUUAUCCGAGCGAUGUGUCUGGGGGUCGCGGCUGAUGUAGAGACUCCUGUAGCCUCCGAACUGACCCGGGACUGCGUGUAGCGAGCGAGGAGCUGCUGGAACAGGGGCAAGCAGAAGAGUGACCUAUGGAGUUCCACAGACAAUAGAUGUAAAGACGAGGCAUAAAAGAGGUCCAGCCAAUGACAGCCUGGAUCUCGAGACAAUCUGUGAAUACGGCUUAUUGUUUCUGAACCUGAGAUUGUCCCUACCCAGAUGCUCACAUGGUUGAGAGUAUGACGUCACUUUGUAAUGGCUGUGAGAAUGGCACAAUAGCUCAUUCUCAGGCUGUUGAUAAUGUUGACUCGAGAACUUUAGCUGAUGGGACCAACCAUGGUGGAGAACCCAGCACCAACCAAGAGGAUCUGCACAAUGAUAAUCAGAACUCUUCUAAGCUUGUGUACUUUUUUACCACCUCAAAACAACGGACCAACUUGAAUAAUGACCGCCCUCGUUCCAUGAUGGCUGCGGGCAACUCAUCGACGUGGAAUGCUUUGUCUUCCUUGAGAAAGAUGGGCUCCUUCAAGAAACUCAAGUCGUCUGUUCUACAGGGAAUCCAAGCAAAAGAAAAUGCUAAUAUUAUAAGUGACCCAGAGACUGAGUGUCAGAAGUAUACGCCCUGCAGAAUACCUAUAUCAAAAUCCAUGCAGGAUGGAUAUAAUCUGACCGAUGGGUUACAGUCUGACGGAUCAGAUGCAGAGGAAAGCGAUAACUCCUUCUUGAGGAGCACUCAUAGAUCUCGCAGCAUCAGGCGCGCCUACGGAUCUGGCCGUAUUAACUUAUCGGAUACAGGCAAAGCUUGUUCCUCACAAAGCCCCCUCAGACCCUUAUCACCAGUUGGCCACGAGCACAGUAACUGUGAAAUCAUAGUGAAAGACUUAAAAGGCAGUCAGGUUAUUUACAGGCGGAGUAAAAGUACGGACAACUUGCAUUUCCUCAAAAAGAGCUCGUUCAAGCGGAAAUCUACCUCCAAUCUAACGGACAUCAAGUCCAACAGCGAGAAAGAAAUCGUACAAAAGGCGUCACUUAGCACUUCUCCAGAUUCCGACAGAAUGGCCACAACUCCAGAAAGAAGGUCAAAGCGAUGGAGAAGCCCCAUUAGGGCAAAAGACUUUGACCGGGUAUUGAAAAUAAUGAGCAAUGUCACUGAUGGGCAUUGGAAAAGAGAGGGGAGUAGGUGCACAUCCCCGGCCCCUGAGGAAUCCCAUAGAAGUAGGCCAAAUAGUCGUUUGCAUGAUGAUUACUCCAGGAGAGUGUCCAACAGUGCAGACACCGAGAGACAGAGGUCCAAUCUUAAUGCCCCCUCCCCAGUUCCUCUGGCUGUAUGUCGUCUUAGCUAUACUGAUUCCAACAUGGAUUAUCCGGACUCUGAAGCCCAAGGGAAAUCUGCAGAAAGUUGGCAGUGUGCUGAAAGCCUCUGUACGGAACCCUCUAAUAAAUCUGAUACAAGCAGUAGCAUGCAACAGUUGGAUAAUGAGGUUUUCUAUGCAGACAGUGAGGAACCAAAACCUCACACUCCAUCUGCCUCUGGUACCCCUGUAAGACCCACUGCUCCUAAGCCUCAGAGCCCCAGUAUGGAACUGUACAAAUCAGCCAUUUCCAUCCAUUGCCAAAACCACAGCACUUUGUCACUGAGCUCAAUGGAAAGUGAUGAAAGAACAGAACCAGCUGCUCCUAAGCUUGAGAAGAGCCCUGCGUCCUUUAAAGACUCUGCAAAACUGACUUUCUAUGACGAUGGCAAUGAAGAUAGUGGAAUCAGCAGCCACUCUCAGCUGAGUCUCAAUGCGGUCAGUGAAGAGAAACGAGAAGAGGUUGACAAUGAAGAACCCUUCAAGAAAUCGCCACCUCAAGAUGAUGAAAAAAAGGCUGAUCCUCAAAAAGUGGCAUCUCGAAGAUGGAACUCUGCAAAAUGCAGGUCUAGACAGAGGCCACUGUCUGACUACGGUCAGUCUGCUAUCCGUAGCUUCUCCAUUCCAGAAGAUUCUGUUGCCACGGAGUCCCAUGAAACCGAUAAUGGGUGUCGAUUUCCCUCGCAGUCUUUUAGUGCGGAAUUGCGGGAGCAAGAGCAUACCCCUAUGUACCAAGUGAACUAUAGAAGACGUCCCAUCUCUGUAGGUGGGGUCAACUUUUUUACAACGAGCGAGGAUGAAGAAAUGGGAGCUAUGCUUCAACAACCAGUUCCUCGACCCCCAAUUCCAGCCCACAAAGUUCCUCCAUACAAGGCUGUCUCUGCCCGUUUAAAACCUUUUGCCUUGUCCCAAAGCACGCCAAUAGGCCUAGAUCGAGUUGGACGUCAACAACAGCUAAGGGCUUCUAACAUUUCUGCAGAUGGAGGGGCUGAGUCUUCUGCUUUGGUUGAUGACAAUGGGAGCGAAGAGGACUAUAGCUAUGAAGAGCUUUGCCAAGCCAAUCCCAGAUACCUGCAACCAGGAGGAGAGCAGCUAGCAAUUAAUGAGUUGAUAAGUGAUGGCAGUGUGGUGUAUGCAGAAGCUCUGUGGGAUCAUGUUACAAUGGAUGAUCAAGAACUGGCCUUCAAAGCAGGAGAUGUCAUCCGUGUUCUCGAGGCUUCUAAUAAGGACUGGUGGUGGGGAAGAAUUCGAGACCGUGAGGCCUGGUUUCCUGCUAGCUUUGUACGGUUACGUGUCAACCAGGAGGAUGUAUCCGAAAACUCUUGUAGCUUCCAUGAAGAAGAUCAUGACAUGACUGUUUCAAAGUCCCGCCACAAGAAUGCUGAGAACAUGGGCCAGAUGAGGGCUAAUGUAGUUCGCGAAAUAAUGGACACAGAGCGGGUCUACAUCAAGCAUCUUAAAGAUAUCUGUGAGGGAUACAUCAAGCAGUGUAGAAAACAUACCAGCAUGUUCACAGAAGGGCAGCUCAACACCAUCUUUGGAAACAUUGAAGAUAUUUACAAAUUCCAAAAGAAGUUCUUAAAAGAUCUUGAGAAGAAACACAACAAAGAUGAACCCCACAUAAGCGACAUUGGGGACUGCUUUCUCAAUAAUCAAGAUGGCUUUUCCAUCUACUCUGAGUACUGUAACAAUCAUCCCAGUGCGUGCUUAGAGCUGUCCAACCUGAUGAAGCAAGGGAAGUACCGGCACUUCUUCGAGGCCUGCAGGCUUCUGCAGCAGAUGAUUGAUAUUGCUAUUGAUGGCUUCCUGCUGACCCCUGUGCAGAAGAUCUGUAAAUACCCUCUACAACUAGCAGAGUUACUGAAGUAUACAACUCAGGAGCACAGUGAUUACAACAAAAUAAAAGAAGCCUACGAAGCCAUGAAAAAUGUUGCCUGUCUAAUUAAUGAGAGGAAAAGGCGGUUGGAAAGUAUAGACAAGAUUGCCCGCUGGCAGGUUUCCAUUGUCGGUUGGGAGGGACAAGAUAUUUUGGCCAGAAGUUCAGAACUGAUUCACUCUGGAGAACUGACCAUGAUAAUUAAACAAGGAAAGAGCCAACAAAGGACGUUCUUCCUCUUUGACCAUCAACUGGUCUUCUGCAAGAAAGAUCUGUUGCGCAGGGACAUCCUGUAUUACAAGGGGAGAAUUGACAUGGACGAGAUGGUGUUGGCGGAUGUUGAAGACGGGAAAGAUCGGGACUUUAAUCUGAAUAUCAAGAAUGCAUUUAAAGCCAUGAAUCGAUUAACAGACGACGUCAAUCUUUUUUGUGCAAAGAAACAAGAGGACAAACAGAGGUGGAUCCAGGCCUUUCUGGAUGAAAGGAAAAGAGUUCAGGAUGACAAAGAUAUGGGGAUGGAGAUCUCAGAAGACCAAAAGAAGCAAGCCAUGCACAAUGCCAAGAGAUCAAGGCAAGGGAAGAUGAAAGGGGUAUCUUACAAUGGAGUUCCAACUGUGCCCCCUCAUCAGAACUUACACCCGAUCCAUCAGCGUCACAUCACCGUGCCUACCAGCAUUCCUCAGCAGCAGGUAUUUGCACUUGCAGAACCCAAACGCAAGAAUUCUCCUUUCUGGAGCACAAUCACCAAGCUUGCUCCAUUCAAGAAAUAAGACUCUGCACUGGGAAGCCUCUAAAACAGAGUCCUUCUGCCCUCCAGGUGGCACUGUACUUGGUACUGGGUAUUGGUCAGCAGCUGGCAGUGGACUGUAACCCUGAUCUAAAAGGAGAACUCUUUUGUGGACAAUUGAAUUCUUCAUCCAAGCACAAGUUCAGCAUUUCAAGGUUAAAUUCCCUGGAACGGAGAAUGGAAAUCGCCGAAUUACACAAAAGAAAAUGAAGGAUCAAAAAAAAGAGAAAAACAUGAAGAAACGCCAAAAAAUGUGAAAAAACUUGACACAAAAGAGGGAUUUAUCGUGCCGUGUGUAAUAUAAGAAUGUUUUGAACACAAAUACUUCUAGUGACUAUUUAAUUUAUUGCUAUGGACUGGCUGAGCUUGGUUUAGGGGUGUUUUUGAAACUGUAAAUACUGUUUUUAUUCAUUUGUAAUGAAAUUGGCAAGAUUAGCUUGCCUGCGUUCUUUUCCAUGGUACUGAAUGGCAUUUUUAACCUCAAUGCCAAAACCUCACCGUCUUUCAUGUCCUUAGUGAAUGCAGCUUAAAAAUUACACCGCCUGGUUUUAUUUAUAAAGACGGUUACUGAAAGGGAAGUAAUCCUUGCCGCAUAGUAAGUGUCUUCAAAUAAAUAUGCAACAUCGACCCUUGGCCACAUUGCAUAGUAAGCCUUCUGCUUCCAAACUGACGCAGGGUACAUUGUAUUGGGGUUUCUUUUCUUCCAGUUGCAAGAUAUUGGCUGGUUGCAAAGGUAGACUUCCCAUCAUCCCACUUGCUAGCUAUACUGUAUGCUGGGAAUUGUAGAUGUGCAGUAGCAUCAGUAAAGGAGAAAGGUUUCCUGGGUGCCUUUUUUUUUUAAAGUCACAAUUACGCCCUUAUGCCAAGGGUGCUGGUCGAGUGUUUUGUUGUUGCGUUAACAACAAAUCUUGUUUUCCUUUAAACAGGUAUUUAAGGGAAUAACUUUGUACACAGUGACCAGUAGAAGCUGCCAUAUUCCCUUGGAUAUGGUAAAUAAAAGGGCAGUGGCGCCUGGGACUACUUUAGGUGUUUUAAGCACCACAUUUUUGGAAGCCCAAAGCAGCACCCACUUAGAAUUUAAUGUGUAUCACAUGACAAGCACUCAUGUUUGCCCUUGUCAGGCCUUAGUAGCAUAUGUACAUCUUCCACUAUAUGUGUGUUUCCAGGCUACAAUCACCUGGCAGUUGCUGACAGCAGUAAUUGUUUGUUAUGUCAUUUAUAUUAAAGUUUAUGGGGGUGACUUUCUAGUGGUGCCAUGUUUUGAGGGUAGCAAAAAAGAACCAAUUGUGCCACAAAACUAACAGAGUGCUCUAUAAUCAACUAGAACUCCACCACCAUGUGACCAUUAGGCAGGCAAUAUGGCAGCCCCUGGGGUUUAAUGAUAAAGAUUAAAGGCUCUGCCUACUGCUGGAGGGCCCGAGGGUAUAUGCAGACCGUUCGGUUCCUGAAUUAGGGUAAGGGCACACCUGGUGAUUCGGGGAGAUUUAGUCACCUGGCGAGUAUUCGCCUCGUGUUUGGGGCGACUAAUCUCCCCGAACGCCUUCCCUCUGUCUUGCACCAGCUAUAAUGAAAAGUCGCCUGCGGCAUGGCACACGCGACGCUUCGUAUUCCGAAGUCGCUCGAAGUUUCCUUGUGAGGCAACUUCGGAAUACGAAUCGCGACUAAAUCUCCCCAAAUCGCCCCGUGUGCCCUUACCCUAAUGAUUAAAUUCAACAGAAACGUGCAGUCGGUUCAAGCCUUCUCCUUGGAGGUCCAAUCUUUGUUUAAACUCCCCUUUAGCUCAUGACAAGGUUAUAGAUACAGGAAACCAUUGGUGUAUCAGCCAUUCAUCAAUAGUUUCAGAUUAUCUAGGGGAGCAAAUACAUUUUGCUCCUAAGUGGCCUUUUAGCUGGGCCUUCAUGUGUAUCUAGGGGAGCAAAUUGCUAUUCUGCCCAAAUUUGAGAACUGGCCUUCAGACCUCAGCCAUAACUCCCAAGAUCUCCCCAGGAGGCAGCACUACAGUUUGGGAAUCACUGCAUUACAGGCUUCCAUUAGCCUAGGCUUAUAAAUCCCUAGAAUUUUGCUAAUCUACGUCCGUUUGUUACAAUGACCAAAAGCCUGGAAUUUUCAGGUGAUUCCUGUAGCUUUAUGCUCAGACUCACCUCUCAUCUUAUCUCUCAACAAAAGGUUCAUUUGCACAAUAUUCCCUUCACACUAGUGCCCUUUAGUCUUUUUUUUUUUAAAUCUAAAAAGUGUCUGCAUUCAUAAAAUCCUUUGUAAAUUUGACAGCUGUUCCGUUGGAGAAAGUGUAUGAUGUAUCUAAGACAUGCUAUUUAUUUUGUGUACCUAACAAUGUUCUCAUGUUCACGCAUGCCUAUUUUUCAUAAUGAAAAAGACGUAUUUUAAUUUUGUUGUUGUUUCAUGGGCAGAGAGAAGGACUUCGUAACCAUCAAUGCAAACGAGUGUUAGCGCUGGAAUGUUUUUUGUUUCAGAGUUAAUAUGAAACUGUUUUUUGUUGGUUUUUUUUUUUAAAUAUUUUUAACGUUUGUAUUUUCGGAGACUCUUUCAUAAACAAAAUGAUUUCACUGUAACAUUUCACGUGACAUGAAAUGUUCCAAGUGAAAUUGUUCUUGAACAUUUAAACCUGA
Messenger RNA from Xenopus laevis (African clawed frog), 6862 nucleotides. RefSeq names its product spermatogenesis-associated protein 13 (gene spata13.S). Gene Ontology annotation, molecular function: guanyl-nucleotide exchange factor activity. Bases 448 to 4218 code for a protein of 1256 amino acids. NCBI's taxonomy places the organism in Eukaryota, Metazoa, Chordata, Amphibia, Anura, Pipidae. Gene Ontology annotation, cellular component: cytoplasm. The record is from RefSeq and is a predicted model, not a curated record. The transcript is spliced from 13 exons.